This is a messenger RNA of Daldinia childiae, 777 nucleotides long. RefSeq lists its product as uncharacterized. The transcript is spliced from 2 exons. The coding region runs from base 1 to 777 and encodes 258 amino acids. Lineage: Eukaryota; Fungi; Ascomycota; Sordariomycetes; Xylariales; Hypoxylaceae. The record is from RefSeq and is a predicted model, not a curated record.
AUGGCCGACAGCAUUACCAACGGCAUCGAAAAAGGCACGAGUAGCGAAGUAACAACAUCUGGGUCGCAACCUAGUAUCCCGCCAGUUGCGAAGAGUCCCAUUAAUCCAGGAGAAGAAUCCAUGGAGCCAUCGACUGUGGCCAAUGUCGUAGCUCCCGGGGCGGCAACUGCGCCUAACUCCGAAACCCCGGCGCAAAACGAUGUUGCUACCACUGAUUCAAAGGAAUUGACCGAGAAGAUAGACGCUGCUGACAAAUUGGCUUCGCAACCGGAGAAGUCAGCCGAAACAGUGCCUACAGAGUCUACUACUACUACUACGAAGAUAGCAACUGAUCCACCAUCACUUACCAAUGGUGAAGCUAAAGAGCCUCCUAAACCCGUUACUAUCGAAGAGGUUCACGAUCAAGAUGCGCCAGCUGCGGCUCAACCUCAGCCUGCUGAGAUGACUGGGGCAUUGCCCGUCCAAGAACCAGCAAACGAUACUCCGAAAGCUGAUCCAGUACCGGUUACUGCCGAGCCUGAUAAACCAGAAGCAAAUACUGGAGAGAAACGCAAGCCAAGUGAAUCUGAAGCAUCUAAUGACGAUGUUACGCAGGAGGAGUCCCCGGAAGAUGCACCGGCCGAGAAGAAGCAAAAGACCAAUGGAGCUAAUACUAAUGGCACGUCCAAGAAAGUUGGUCGACCAAAGAAAGAAUCGAAGAAAGAUAAAAAAGCACCACUCCCCGUUGGCAGGACGGCAAGAAAGACCAGAAGCCAGGGAGCUGCGGAUCAAAUCUAA